This is a messenger RNA of Sorghum bicolor (sorghum), 2308 nucleotides long. Its product is annotated as G-box-binding factor 4. The record is from RefSeq and is a predicted model, not a curated record. Bases 1196 to 1984 code for a protein of 262 amino acids. Gene Ontology annotation, cellular component: nucleus. Gene Ontology annotation, biological process: positive regulation of DNA-templated transcription. Lineage: Eukaryota; Viridiplantae; Streptophyta; Magnoliopsida; Poales; Poaceae. The transcript is spliced from 4 exons. Gene Ontology annotation, molecular function: DNA-binding transcription factor activity.
UAAUCACACUCUCAAUUAAACAUAAUUUCUUCGCUCGAAAGAAUGAUCUAGACUCUCUCUCUCUUCGAAGCUUGGCGCUACAAGAUCGUAUUUUAGGGAUAUGGAUUCCUAAGCAUUUGCAUCUGGUUUUUACUCUUUUGUUAUUCUUAUUAUUAUGAAAGAAAAAAAUAUAAGGGAAUCAUUACAACUUUGCCAAGAGGACAGUUUAUACCUCGCGCCGUCGGAGUUGCUGUCGCUGGUGUUCGUUCGAGAUGGAUACUACCAGCGGAUAGCAACUGCCGCUGCCAGCAGACGAGCGAUGAAAAAGGCCGCCUGUGUCUAGCCGCCAAGUCAUCGUUCGGACGCUGGCGCCUCCCCACAGGUAAAAAGCUUCAAAGGCGCCCCGCCGCGUGGAGAUGCUUCUAGCGCCCGUCCAGGUGUGGACUCGGCAUGACAUGACAACUCACCUCCAUCAAUUCGUCCGCUACGGACCCCGACGCGGGAUCUCCUGUGGCAGCAAGCCACGACCACGCCGGACCACCGUGCUCCGCUACCGCUGCUGAAAGCGCGAAGCCUCGAACUCAAAGACACGGCUCAGCGAGAAGUCGUCCGCCCGCAGGCGCAGGGGAUCCCUCGUCUUAUCUCCUUGCUAUUACUCUGACACGAAACCUAUCCGCAAUAAACAAUCCGGCGGGCCGGCCGGACUGCCGGCCCCCUCUGCCGGUCGAGUCGGACGCCGGGAAGACGCUGAAGCACGGUGCUGCAGCCCAGCUCUCCCUUCACUAGCGCGAGUACUAGCGAGUGACCGCGGCUAUAAACUCCCCCGUCCCGUUGGGCACGCGCACAAAUCAUGUGUCACUCACCGACCGGACUUCCGUAAACGCCACCAAACCUCUGACCCUUCUCGGGGCCAAGGCCAAAGACGAGAGAGCACACGGCACGACACCAGCGCUUCCCCCACGUUCCGAGCGCCUCCCGUCGCGUCCCGUCCCGUCCUCCUUGCUCGCAUUCCGAGUUCCAGCCAGCCAGCCAGCCAGCCAACCAACUGAACCAACCACCGCUCCUUCUUCCUUCCUCCCCCCCUCGUCUCACCACCGAGAGCCUCCGAGAGCUGAGCUGCGAGAGAGGGAGGAAAAAAAAUAAUCCGACGGAAACGACAAGGGCGCGGCGAGGGCGGGGACGGGGAGGCCCUGCUGGGCGCGGGGGCGCCAAGCGCAUGGCGUCGUCGAGGGUGAUGCCGUCGUCCUCGCCGUCGCACACGGCCUCGGAUCUCGCGCGCCUGGCGCAGGCCGCCAGCAGGCCCGGCGGCGGCGGCGGCGGCAGCGGGCUGGGCUCCAUGAACGUGGAGGAGCUCCUCCGCGGCAUCUACGGCGAGAUGCCCACCCCGGCGCCGCCCGCGUCGGAGCCCGAACGCCCGAUGUCGCCGGCCCCGGCGCCGGAGAUCGCCACGCGGAAGACGGCGGAGCAGGUGUGGAAGGAGAUCACUGGCGGAGGUGCCACCGGGGAAGCCGUGGCUCCCGUGGCGGCUCAGGCUGCCGUACCUGCUGGCGCCGGAGGCGCCACCGGCGGCCCGGAGAUGACGCUGGAGGACUUCCUGGCCAGGGAGGGCGCGGUGAAGGACGAUGAGGUUAGGAUUUCGGGCCCCUCUGCGCCGGUCAUGGGGUUCCUGGGCGGAACGGAGGGCGUGGGUGUGCCUGGCGGCGGAGGCGGGAGGGGAAGGAAGCGGCAGCUUAUGGAUCCAGUGGAUCGCGCUGCGAUGCAGCGACAGAAACGAAUGAUCAAAAACCGCGAGUCUGCUGCCCGGUCACGGGAGAGGAAGCAGGCCUAUAUCGCCGAGCUAGAAUCGCUGGUAACGCAGCUCGAGGAGGAGAAUGCCGAGUUGUUGAGAGAACAGGAAGAGCGGCACCAGAAGCGGCUUAAAGAGCUCUUGGAACGAGUGACACCUGUCAUUCUGAGGAAAAAACCAUCACGAGAUCUUAGAAGAACGAACUCAAUGCAGUGGUAGAUUUGAGCCAAGCUCAGUCGCCGUCUCCUUACAGUUAUAACAUAGAAUUUGCCCUUGUAUGUCAUUUUUCUAUUUAUAUGCGCCAACUUAGUUGUAGUACCUUAGCUGAAAUAGCAUGGGCAAUUAGCCGACACAAAGCUUAAAUGAAAUCAUAUUAUGUAGGAGUGCUCAUGAGUCAUGACCAAGAAAGGUGGUUGUUCCUGUCUGGUCGUGUUUCAUUCUUCUUGGUUUGUUUUCUAUUUCUUGUCAAACCUGGCAAGUAAGUUUAGCAAGGAAGUGGACAGUCUUACUCCAAUAAGCAGGCUACUCGAAAUCAAACUGAAA